Molecule: messenger RNA, 1586 nt
Organism: Fusarium redolens
Lineage: Eukaryota; Fungi; Ascomycota; Sordariomycetes; Hypocreales; Nectriaceae
Product: S-adenosyl-L-methionine-dependent methyltransferase
Exons: 1
Coding region: 260-1156 (298 amino acids)
Biological process (GO): ergosterol biosynthetic process
Cellular component (GO): endoplasmic reticulum
Molecular function (GO): sterol 24-C-methyltransferase activity
Source: RefSeq, a predicted model, not a curated record
AGCAAUUUGUUGCAAGACGUAAGACACACACGUGUCGUCUCUCGUCGCGAACAUUUCCUGUUUCAAUAUCUGCACGAAUCCCCUCAGCUCGUCUCUUUCGAAUCCUCACCAUUCAUCCCACUCGCCGAGACCUGCGACUGUGUCUUCUCCUGUCUCCUUUCAGCUCACGACAGCUCCAGCUCCCCCCCCGCGCUCCCCGCCUCGACUCGACCCGACCUGCCCGACCGACCGGUUUAUACAACCCAAGCCGCCCCUCAAGAUGGCGACCGAGUCUGAGCCAUUGAUCAAUCCCAAUCCCAAGCUCCAAACCUACUACAACACCUUCGAAUCGAGAAUUGGUUACAAGCUGUUCCUCGGCGACACGCGCCAUUUCGGCUACUAUGAACAUGACACACGAUGGCCAUUCCCCAUUGGCCGCGCGCUUCGGCGCAUGGAGGACAAGCUUGGUGAAGCGCUGAACCUCCCCUCUGGGGCCCAGGUUCUCGAUGCUGGCUGUGGUGUCGGACACGUCGCUAUACACAUGGCCACCAAGUUCAAGUACCGCGUGCAAGCAUUCGACGUGGUCCCCCAUCAUGUUGCCAAAGCCAAGCGCAACGUUGCCCGUGCUGGCUUGCCUGACGGUCAGGUCAGUGUGCGGCGGAUGGACUACCACCACCUUGAGUCUUUGGAAGACCAGUCAGUCGAUGGCAUCUACACUAUGGAGACGUUCGUGCACGCUACAGACCCCAAAGGCGUCCUUGCCGGCUUCUACCAAAAGCUCCGGCCCGGUGGCCACAUAGCGCUCUUUGAGUAUGACCACGAGUUUAUUGGCAAUUCCACCGAUGACAUGGCCAAUUCGAUGCGUAAGAUCAAUGACAUUGCUGCCAUGCCAACAAAUGAUCUAUCACAUCCUGGUUUUUUCAAAGACAUGCUUGAGGAGGCCGGGUUUACCGAUGUCGUUGUGAGAGACUACUCGGACAACAUCAAGCCUAUGACACGGCUGUUCUACUUGGUCGCCUACAUCCCCUGGCUGUUCGUCACUUUACUGGGCUUGGAGAAGCAUUUCAUUAAUACAGUGGCUGGUGUGGAGUCAUAUCGGGGCCAUGGACGUUGGCACUAUGUAGCCAUCUCGGCCACAAAACCCGGAGGCACAAUUGAGAGCCCGAAGGAACGAUAACUCAUCUGCAAGGAGAAAUGAAACGACCAACGCCCCAAGCAAUUGACAACGAAAGGCGACGAGACAGUAUUGAGAUGUGGAUUAGGAAGGGGUUUCUGGCUGCUUGGGCGAGGGACAAUUAACACGAGUCUAUGAGGUAUAAAAGGAAGCAGUAUACUCUUUAGUUUACUAAGAAAGAAAUAUCAAGAGUAUUUUCAAGGGCAGCUCGGCUUUUUGUCAUGACCAACUAGUUCCACAGAAUUAAGCUUAAAAUGAGGUUCAAUACAUGGCUAGUAUGAAAUCGAGAUCAGUUUAUCUGGCUGGUUCACCUUAGAUAAAGGAAAUCAAGCUAAGAUAAGCACAGUCAGGUUAACCUAGACCAUAGAUUUCCAUAUAAUCUUCUUAAAAUAGACACUAAGUUACCUAGGAAUAUAGAAGCAAGCAUCAAAGA